AUGGCAACAAAGGAAGAUAAAACUGAGCAGCCUAAUUGGGAUGACAGCGACGAAAGUACCGAUUCUGGAAGGUCGGAGGCGGAGGCCACUCACUAUAGAAUUUUCCGAUGCCAGUUGUGUGGCAAGCCUAUAGGUGAGGGGCCUAAGAAGAAGAAGACCAGCACGACGGCGUAUGCGGCUACCUGUGGCCACCAAGUUCAUAAAAAAUGCGUCGAGAAGAAGAAUACGCCGGUGCCAGGUGAUUGCGUCGUGGCUGGAUGUCGUAAAAAAGGAAAAAACGAAGAGCUGCUGCGUUCACUAAGCGAGUCACCGCGCGCGGAAGCCGAACAAAUCAGAACCGAGCUAAAUUGCGCGAAAACUGAGAUCGAGCAGCUCAGGUCGGAACUUGCUGAAGUACAGCAGAGAGCCGCGACGUUAGAACAGAAUGCCGCUCUGUUACUCGCGAAUGAAGGUCCCAGGGAGUGGUCAGUCGAAGAACUCUCCGAGGAAGCUUUUGCAGCCGAAGUUGAAAGACGGGUGAACCGAGAAGAACGCGACCGGCGCUACCGGCAGUUUACGGAGAAAAUCGAAGAAAAUAACAUGAACUUUGACGAGGCGCUGCAAGCGAUAGACCGACAAAGAGUAUUCACGCAGGUCGACAAUGCACGGAUGAUGGUUUUAAUCGACAUCGACAGAGAGGUGCUCGAUAGAGAGGUUAGAUUAUCGGAGGUUUUAGAUGGUAUCAGCGUCUUACCGUCGUUAGCAGGUAUCGAGUAUCCGACGAUGCAAAGGAUGAUUGAACUCAACAGACGUCUCGAGCAGCUCGAAAUAAGUUACGACGACGUGUUCGACGUGGUCAACGAUGAAGCUGAGCGAGCGCGUCUGGAAGCCAGAAAGUCGCUGAAAAAGAAAGAAACUACGAAACCGGCGGCGAAAGCGGUAGUUGAGAAGCCUCAAAAGACUGAAGAGAAACCAUCGACGUCGAAAGAGAAGCGGUCUUUGGUCCCGAACACACCAGACGUAAACCUGGACGGAAUCGAGACGGACGGUAAGAGUAACGACGGUGAAAGCCCUCAACUUGAUGAUGAGCGUGCGAAAAGAGAGUCACGUAAAAGAACGAGUACAGAGUCGUCUAAAGAGAGCUCUUCGCCAAAAAGCCCUAAGCUAGAGGAUGUUAUACCGGAUUCGGUUAUUUAUGCUUCGCUAAAAAUUUGUUUAGAAAGAGCAGCGCGAGGUGACCUUAAAGAAAGAAUUCAGAGGAUACUCGACGCGCGUAGCGAAACAGCAGCGGUAAAGACUGAGACGGCCCAAGAUUCCGAAAACGUAGUCAAAAAAUCGCAACCACAGCCGCGGUACGCGACGCCGAAUACACCGGCGUCCGAUUCAGCGAGUCGAUCGCAGCGUAGUACGAGUGAAUCACGGAGGCGCGAUACGAGCACGGGUGAUUCCUCGUCCAAAAAGACAGAUGUAUCGAGUAGCUCGCGUGGAUCAAGAGUAAGCGGUGUCGAGUCGAUCGAAAAGAAGCGGUCGUCGUCGAGUAGCUCGUCCAGCGAUUCGGACUCAAGUUCGUCCGAGUCAACACCGCCGAAGAAGUCUAAAAAAUCGAAAUCGUCAAGAAAGCGAGCAGCGACGAAACGCAAGUCAACAUCGAAGAGUAAAGUGUCACCGAAGAAGAAAAAAGUUACGUCGACAAAAAAGAAACUGGCGACGAAACGUAAACCGGCGACGACGAAACCGGAGGUCAAGCGUAAACUACCAGUAGCGAAAGACGAGACGCCGGAAAUGCCGCCUGAAGGAGUGAAAACUCGUAGCCAGACACGAAGCGAGUCGAAAUCGGUGGAGGAAGGUUGUGAUAUAGAUUGA
Molecule: messenger RNA, 1842 nt
Organism: Planococcus citri (citrus mealybug)
Lineage: Eukaryota; Metazoa; Arthropoda; Insecta; Hemiptera; Pseudococcidae
Exons: 6
Coding region: 1-1842 (613 amino acids)
Source: RefSeq, a predicted model, not a curated record